CUUUUUUCUUUAUUUUGAUUUGAUUUGAUUUGUUUUUUUUUUAUCUCUCUCUCGCUCUAUCUAUCUCUUUUAUAUAAAUAUAAAUACUUUACAUAUCUUAUUUUAUAGUAUGGCUAAUGGGAUUUUUAAUAUUUCUCCAGUUAAAUUUCUUUCAUCUAUUCAAGAUCAUGUAUUUACAGUGACGCCUUCUUUUAGAAAUAGAUUUUACAAUAAGAGCUUGUCAAAUAAUAAUGAAAAUGAUACUUUAAUACAGCAAUUCACUUUUAACGAAUUAAAUAAACAACAAGUUAUUCCAGAGGCUUCUUUAUUCUCACCUCCUCCUUCAACUACUCUUCCUAUUGAUAUUCCUCGUCGUACCUCUAUUAGAGACGAAGAUGGAUUAAUACCCUCAAAUUAUAAUCAUCAUGAAUUAUUUCCUGUAGCAUCAUCUUAUCCUCCUGCCGAAGAUUUAUCCUUAUGGUUUGAUGGAUUAGUAGUCAAUUCCCCUAUAUCAAGUUCAAAUCAUUCACCUCAUCGGCCUAUAUUUAAUAAUGAUGAUAAUCCCUUAGUGGGUAGUCCCCAAUCUCCUCUUCCUCCUCAUGAUUAUCCAUUCUUAUCAAACACUACUACUGUCAAUUCACCCGAGUUAUCUCAGCUUUUUAGUCCAGUCAUCUCUUCUCCUCAAUUUAUACUCGGUAGUCCUAAUAAUAAUGAUACUAGUUGUUAUUCGCCUUAUUUGCAUAGUCCAACAUCCCCCUCUCAUUUCUUGAAUAGCCCAACAUCCCCCUCUCAUUUCUUGAGUAGCCCAACAUCCCCCUCUCAUUUCUUGAAUAGUCCACCUAAUGGGUUUUUUCAACCAGACACUCAUACUUAUCUUUCACCUUCAUUACAGCCCUUAGUCUCUACAUCUUCACCUCCAUCAAAUCUUUAUUUAUUCCCACCUACUGUAUCACGUCCUUGUUCUCCUGUACCUGAUGAUGUGAUCUUGACUACAUCUGAAUUAAAUGAUUAUAUCCUAUCUACAUCUCCAAAUAACAAUCAAGACUUUUUAUCUCUUGCAGAACAAUUUACAGUCAUUGAUGAAAAGAGCUUAUUAACAGAACAAGAUGAUAUUCAUAACACAAUAAGCAGCAUGACAGUAAUGAAAACAGAUCAUCAUUGUACCACAAUAACGAAGACAGCGGCUUCAUCUUCUUCUACUACUACUACUACUACUACUACUACCACUAAAAAAAAGCCUCUUCUUUAUCCAAUCACAAAUAAUAAAAAGAAAAGGUCCACAUAUCAUAAAAAGAUUCAUUCUUGUCCUCAUUGUUCACAUACAAGUAAUAGAGCAAAUAACAUGAGAGAGCAUAUUCAAAUUCAUAAUCCAAAUCGACCUAAACCAUAUGCAUGUAAGUUAUGUAAUAGGCCAUUUGCUCGAAAACACGAUAUGAAUCGACAUUAUCUUUCAUGUAAGAAAUAUACAAACAAAUUAUUAAUAAAGCAACAUGGAUAAUAAUGGGAAUCAAUCAUUUAUAAAUUUGUAUAAAACUGUAUAUUUUAACAAACUUAUAAAUAUAUAAGGAAGCUGAAAAAAAAAAAUAGUUAGAGAUAUUCAUUGUCACCAUUUU
Cokeromyces recurvatus is the source of this 1592-nucleotide messenger RNA. RefSeq lists its product as uncharacterized. The record is from RefSeq and is a predicted model, not a curated record. Gene Ontology annotation, cellular component: nucleus. The transcript has 4 exons. NCBI's taxonomy places the organism in Eukaryota, Fungi, Mucoromycota, Mucoromycetes, Mucorales, Mucoraceae. Bases 110 to 1477 code for a protein of 455 amino acids.